AUUAAACUGAAGUGUCCUAUUUCCGUUUCGAAAGAAGUUUCUGUGUGAAGUUAGUGCUUCGUAUCUUAUUGAAAGGAUUAGAGAUAAGUAUAUAUCACAAUACACUGUAAGAAUACUCAUGGGAUAGGGGGGUCGGCGAUCAGACGGUGUGGAAAAAGUGCCGUUCAGUUUUCACCUGUGAUCGAGGUGUGAAAAAGUUUAUUCAACGAUUUUCUGAGGAAUGUGAAGAAUUUGAUAAUAUCUGUUGUGGAUAAAUAGGAAAAUAAUAUAUAAAAAUUGGUAACUUGUCUGUGGAUCAUUCCAAGGAGAUUAUAUUAAAAAAGUUAAUAAACAAUAUCAAGGUGUAGUAUGAAGUCAAGGGUUGUGACAACAAAAUGAAUGGAAUAGCAUUGAGACAGCCGCCGCACUAUCACAACAGUGUUUCUGCCCUAGGCCUGGCCAACAACGAGACCAAAUAUCGACCCUCCACCGCCAUCAAAACAGAAACACUGACAGACAAAUACACAAUCAAGGGAGAAAUUGGCAGAGGGAAGUUUGCAGUUGUACGGAAGUGUAUCAAUAAUGAGACAGGGGAAGAGGUAGCCGCCAAAUUUAUCCGCAAGCGCCGGAAGGGAAAGUCGUGUCGAGAUGAAAUCCUGAGAGAGGUGGUCAUGUUAGAGCUCGGGUUAGAACAUCCCCGACUGGUGGAUCUCAAAGAAGUGUUUGAGACGCAAACUGAGCUCAUCCUCAUCACAGAGUACUGUGCGGGUGGGGAGUUAUUCACGGAGUGUGUGAUAGAGGAGUCCUUCAGUGAAGCCGAUGUCGUCCGAUUCCUGGCACAGAUCUUGGAGGGCCUCGACUACCUUCACGAAAGAAAUAUAGUGCACUUAGAUCUAAAGCCUCAGAAUAUAUUAUUUACCAAGCCAUUUCCCCAUGGUGAUAUAAAAGUCUGUGAUCUUGGCUUUGCCUGUCUGGUCAACACAGGGGAGGAUAUCAGAGACAUCAUUGGUACUCCAGAUUAUGUAGCUCCAGAAGUGCUGUCUUAUGAACCCCUGGGUUUGUACACAGAUAUGUGGAGUCUGGGGGUACUAACGUACGUCAUGCUGACCGCCCACUCACCGUUCGCCGGUAAGGAUAACCAGGAGACGUUUCUCAACAUAUCACAGGUCAACCUGGACUUCCCGGAGAGUCUCUUUAAGGGUACCUCACCACUGGCCCAGGACUUCAUCACCAAGUUACUGGUCAAAGACCCCGAGGAAAGAUUGACUGCCAAACAAUGUUUACAACAUCCCUGGGUCAUAGGUCGAGUGGAUCCUGAAAAAAUCCUUGAGAUCUCCAUUGAAGAAAAAGAAGACAUGGAGGACAAAUCAGUGUUCACCAAUCAGGACAAAGAAAGUGAACUCAUUGUAACCAAUGAAAAUGUGGACAGUUCUGAGUGUGAACUCAGUGUAACCAAUGAAAACAGUUCUGAGUGUGAACCAUCCAAUCAGAUUUCAGAAAACAGCAGGUUGAACAAAGAAAAUCCAGAGGAAGUGUUAAAGGAAAGUUUGAAGGAAAAUAUUUCAACGGAAAAAGAUUCUUGUCAAGAAAAAGAUCUAAAGAAGUUAAUUCUGUGUUCAGACAUUUUAGAUAAAGUGACAGAAGAAAAUGGCCCUUCAAUGUGCAAUGAAAACAUGGACACUACCAAGUGUCAUAGUUGUAAGCAUAUAGCUGAUUGGUCUUCCACGGGUGAAGACAACAUGGAGCUGGCAGAGGAUAUCGAUAAUAAAGUCUCCUUGGUGUGACGGUCCAUUUCUCGCUGUUAAAAUGCUUCACAUUUUUAUAGAGGAUUUCUCUUUUUUUUUC
Messenger RNA from Saccostrea cuccullata (small rock oyster), 1824 nucleotides. Its product is annotated as serine/threonine-protein kinase 17B-like. The transcript has 7 exons. Bases 375 to 1763 code for a protein of 462 amino acids. Gene Ontology annotation, cellular component: nucleus. The record is from RefSeq and is a predicted model, not a curated record. Gene Ontology annotation, molecular function: ATP binding; protein serine/threonine kinase activity. Gene Ontology annotation, biological process: protein phosphorylation; intracellular signal transduction; positive regulation of apoptotic process. NCBI's taxonomy places the organism in Eukaryota, Metazoa, Mollusca, Bivalvia, Ostreida, Ostreidae.